AUGCUCUGCAUGACUUCACUAGCUUUCUUUUCUCUCAUAAUCUGCAGCUUAUCAUUAACCUCAAACAUCCUUCCUUCUCUCGCCCAAAACACACCGCAAGACUACCUAAAUGCCCACAAUGAAGCUCGAGUUGCUGCAAAUGCUGGAUAUAUCACUGGGAACAACACACUGGCAAUCUAUGCACUAAAUUAUUCUCUCCAACGCAUUGGUGACUGCAAUCUUGUGUAUUCAAAUGGCCGUAACGGGAAGAACAUAUCUUCGAGCACCAGUGAUAUUACUAGCGAAGAAGCUGUGAAAAUGUGGAUUGAUGAGAAAUCUUUCUAUGAUUACAAUUCUAAUUCUUGUGCUACAGGCAGGCAGUGCAGGAAUUACAUUCAGGUGGUUUGGCGUAACACGGCUCAGGUAGGAUGUGCUAAGGUGAGAUGCACCAUGGGAGGAACUCUAGUUACUUGCAGCUAUGAUCCACCUAGCAACUUUGCUGGGGAGCGACCUUAUUAA
This is a messenger RNA of Hevea brasiliensis (rubber tree), 498 nucleotides long. Its product is annotated as basic form of pathogenesis-related protein 1-like. The transcript has a single exon. The coding region runs from base 1 to 498 and encodes 165 amino acids. The record is from RefSeq and is a predicted model, not a curated record. Lineage: Eukaryota; Viridiplantae; Streptophyta; Magnoliopsida; Malpighiales; Euphorbiaceae.